AUGUCAGGAAAUGCACAAGUUGCCUCAAAUAAUUAUGAAAAGAUAUGGAAAGAUAAACAUUUAUUAUUAACAAAAAUUGAACUGGAAUGGUUUAUAUCAACAAUAGUACCAGAGAUCUUUAAAAAAAUUAAUAGACAUUUAAAUUUAUGCAUGGAAGCGCUUUCAGAUGAAAAAAGUUUGACUCUUGUUUUAUCCUCAAUACAAAGUGAAACAAUUAAAGGAUUCCUAACAAGAAGAGGAACAUCGCUUAUAAAAGGCAAAUUUCAAAUAAUUUUUAAAAAUAAUAUCAAAUUAAAUCAAUUUUAUAUAAAAAAUACUAUUUUAUUAGAACAAUUAUCUCAUCUUAAUGAUAUAAUUUGUCAAAGUCAAAUAGUUCUUCAAACAGAAACAACUGACGCAGAUUCUAUUCAAAAAAUUAUUAAUCAAUUACAUCUUCAUAUUCAAUCCGCUCAACAAAUUCUUUAUCCAAAUGAACCAAUAAAUGAUCUAAUUUAUUCACUCAAAAAUAAUGAUCUUGAUCCUCCAUUACCUUCCAAUAUUAUGAUCAACAUUUGUAUCGACUACACUUCCAUUGCAACACACAUAUACCUUUUAGCAGAACAGAAUUUUACACAACGAUUUUCUUUUUUAUCACGAUUAUUCAGUUUUAACGGUUGGAAAACAACAAAUCCUAGAUCUAUUACCAUAAAUCAACAAUUAAUGCAAAUCAUUGAUGAAAUCCAUCUCAAAAGCAGAGAUCCUGCCCUUUCAAUCAUUAUAGAUCAUUUAACUGCUAUUGAAUAUGAAGUUAAUCAUUUAAAAUUAAAUAUUGAUGUUCUCCAAAAAAAUAUAAAUACUAGCGAAUCUACGCAACCUUAA
This is a messenger RNA of Pneumocystis murina B123, 858 nucleotides long. RefSeq lists its product as hypothetical. Bases 1 to 858 code for a protein of 285 amino acids. Gene Ontology annotation, cellular component: RAVE complex. The record is from RefSeq and is a predicted model, not a curated record. Lineage: Eukaryota; Fungi; Ascomycota; Pneumocystomycetes; Pneumocystales; Pneumocystaceae. The transcript is spliced from 8 exons.